AUGACAGACACGCGUCAGUUCGGUGAUCUUGCAACUCAGCUCAUUGCCGAAUCUCGUAGAUCGACCCUAACAGACACUCUUCUCAAAUACAACGACAAUCUUGUCCGAUCCAUCAUCCGGGAACAACGCGAUCUCGAAAAAAUGACCGAAAACAAUCAGAACGUCACUCCAGCGAUGCUCAUCUAUCAAACAACCAUUGUACGAAACAAAAGAUGUCUUCUAGCAUAUCACAAGCACCGUAUGGAUAGACUGCGCGAUAUGUACUGGACCGCAGGAGGCGCUUUACCGCAUAUCCUCAGCAAUCAGGAUAUUCGCAGCAAGCUCUCUCCUCAUGAAGUCGACUUCCUCCGCCAAUACAGCACGUCUGUGAUGGAUUAUCGUGCUGGUUUUUCCAACGAGCUCGAUAUCACAGCUAGUAUCACACAUCCGCCCAAAGACUUGCAUGUUCUGGUUCACGUUAUCAGGGAUUGUGGGAUCAUACAGACAGAGCUCGGGACCAUCGAUUUUCAGAAGGGGCAGAGAUUCAUGGUUAGGAGGGCUGAUAUCGAACACCUCAUUGUGCAAGGUUAUCUCGAGGAAGUUUGA
This is a messenger RNA of Suillus discolor, 585 nucleotides long. RefSeq lists its product as uncharacterized. Bases 1 to 585 code for a protein of 194 amino acids. The record is from RefSeq and is a predicted model, not a curated record. The transcript has a single exon. NCBI's taxonomy places the organism in Eukaryota, Fungi, Basidiomycota, Agaricomycetes, Boletales, Suillaceae. Gene Ontology annotation, biological process: DNA strand elongation involved in mitotic DNA replication; DNA replication. Gene Ontology annotation, cellular component: GINS complex.